AUGUCUAUUGAAAUUAAGCUUGACGACUGGCGAGGAAUUUUGAUGUUCUUAUGUGCAAUACUCACACGAUCAUACUCAUCUCCUCCAAAAUCAUCGAUAUUAAUUAUCACUACCUUCAGCAUAAAAACCACUCCUAUUCUUCAAAUCUGCGACAGACGUGGCGAACGUAACCAUUUAUUUCAGCCCAUACAGAUGAUUAACGUGUCAACUCUGUAUCUCAACAAAAUCGUGGCGACUGCUGAAAUCGAUCAUGCUGUUUCCGUCGACUUCAAAGCUUCCGAUUUUAAUGCUGUUCUACAAAGCUGA
This is a messenger RNA of Mycotypha africana, 306 nucleotides long. RefSeq lists its product as uncharacterized. The transcript has 3 exons. NCBI's taxonomy places the organism in Eukaryota, Fungi, Mucoromycota, Mucoromycetes, Mucorales, Mycotyphaceae. The coding region runs from base 1 to 306 and encodes 101 amino acids. The record is from RefSeq and is a predicted model, not a curated record.